This is a messenger RNA of Nyctereutes procyonoides (raccoon dog), 1434 nucleotides long. Its product is annotated as basic proline-rich protein-like. The coding region runs from base 1 to 1434 and encodes 477 amino acids. The transcript is spliced from 4 exons. NCBI's taxonomy places the organism in Eukaryota, Metazoa, Chordata, Mammalia, Carnivora, Canidae. The record is from RefSeq and is a predicted model, not a curated record.
AUGCUCAUCGCGGGCGCCUUUUGUCGGAAGCGCCCGGCCCCCGAGCCCCGGGGCGACCCCGGGGGGCCCCCGCCCCCCCCCCCGCGCCGCCGGCCCCGCCGGAGCCCGAGCGGGUCCCCCCAAGCUGGGCGCCCGGGCUGCACCCGUGGGCGCCGCGCCCACCUCCGCGGGGCGGUCGCGCGGGCGGCGCGGGUUCGAGGCCCGCCCGGGGCGGCGGCGUCUCCGGGGAGGCGGGCGCUCGGCGAGUCUUCCCGGAGGGCCCGGGGCGCACCCACCGGGGCCCGCAGUCCCCCCGCCUCGGGCGCGGGGAGCCGGGGCGGGCGUCGGGGCGCAGCGCUGCCGCUGUCGGCCGCACCCGCCGCGCCCCCCGCAGCCUCCCCGGGGCGCCCACGGGAGCCCCCGAGCAAGCCCGCCCCUGGCCCGGGGGGCCGCGCCCCGCUCUGCGCCCCGCGCCCCGUGCGCCCCGCGCCCCUCCCCGCCGAGCCGAGCCCCGCGUCCGUGGGCACCCCUCUGCCUCGCCCUCGCCCUCUCCCUCUGCCUCUGCCUCUGCCUCUGCCUCUGCCUCUGCCUCUGCCUCGCCCUCUCCCUCCCUCUCUCCGUCUCCCCCUGGACUGGCCGCACCCGCCCCGCGGUGCCCACGGCGCCCCCUGCACCUGCUGCCCGUCCCGCACCCCCGCACCCCCGCACCCUCGCGCGCCGCGCCCGCAGGAGCCCCGAACGCCUGGACACCCGGACACCCGGACACCUGGACGCCUGGACACCUGGACACCGGGACACCCGGACACCUGGACACCGGGACACCCGGACACCCGGACACCUGAACACCGGGACACCCGGACAGCCAGACACCUGGACACCGGGACACCCGGACACCUGGACAGCCGGACGCCUGGACGCCCGGACGCCGGGACACCCGGACACCUAAACACCUGUACACCGGGACACCCGGACGCCUGGACACCCGGACACCCGGACACCUGGGCACCUGGACACCCGGACGCCUGGACAGCUGGACACCGGGACGCCUGGACACCUGGACGCCUGGACACCUGGACACCCGGACACCCAGACACCCGCACGCCUGGACGCGCGGCGAGGCCGAGGCCGAGGGCGACCCGGGCACCGCGCGGCCGCAGGGGGCCGCCGACCCAGGGCGAGUCCGCGAGCGCGGCCCGGGGCGAGGGCGGCGGCCCAGUUAAAUCAAGCAGGGCGCCAGGGUCCACCAGGACUGUGCCUGCCGGGUGUGCGGGCCCGAGGCUGCUGGCGCAGGGCCAGGCGGCCACAACGGACGAAGGCCUGCAAGCCGGGAGUGUUCGCCUUGUAACCGAAAGGCCGUCAGAAAAAAACGGUGAUUUUGUUUGUUUGUUUGUUUGUUUGUUUCCGGGUACUUUCUUUUUCCUUUUCCCCCUUUCUUUUCUUUUCUUUGCCCUUUAA